This is a messenger RNA of Misgurnus anguillicaudatus (oriental weatherfish), 7563 nucleotides long. The record is from RefSeq and is a predicted model, not a curated record. NCBI's taxonomy places the organism in Eukaryota, Metazoa, Chordata, Actinopteri, Cypriniformes, Cobitidae.
GGAUUUUUCGUAUAUGUUAAAAAUAUUUAUGCCGUAUGGGACCUGAAAUAAUUCCGAAUAAUUUGUUGCGCGCGCACAUUGUCCAGGAGAGGGAGGAGUCAUGUGAUUCUCUUCCUGUCCCACCCACUGUCUACCGGACAGACGGGAAAAGUUCACGGUAAACGGGAACACAGCGACAGCGAGCACAGCGAGUUUCCGCGACGCGCGAGCAAACGCAAUCAACCUCGAAACGUUUAAGUAACGCGGCGCUGUUAAAACAUCGCGACGCGAUCACCCGAGCGGCGCGCGCGCGUCUCUUCCUGUUCUGGAAUCUGCUGGCAGUAAAAGUUUGUCUGAAUAAAGCCGAGCAGAACUUGAACAACAUCUGAAAGAAGAUUGACGAUGAUCGAUUCGGAAAGAGAAACCAGACGAAGCGUUUAACGCGAUGUGAGUAGAUUUCUGUGCGCGUUCAUGUUCAGCUUUCAUGCGCUUUUCCUGCUAUUCUUCUGGUGUGAGCGCUUCCUGCUCAAAAACCACAGCAAACGCGCGCGCACACACACACACAACAGCUAAAAAUACUGAGACUCUCUUCAACUCUUCUCAUUUUCUCACAAUCGAGCUUCAGCUUGUUCAAGUGUUUAGAUGACGGUGACAGCGAAACGUCAAAGUGACGUCAGGUCACAGGUCUAAGUGAAUGGAGUCACACAAGAGUGUCCGUCCACCCUCAAGGGUCCAUCCCAAAUCCAUCCUUUGUGUCCUGACGGAGACUCGUGUCUGAUGGAGACACGCUCGCAGGUGAUGAUCAGAGAUCUGAGGGCAGGACGACGUUCAUCAUCCCGCUAACUCGGACGCAAUCGGCAUUAAAGCCUCGUGGAGCUCCAUGGAGCCGCUGAAGAACAUCUUCUCCCGUGGCCCGCUGUCCACGUGGAAAAGUCUGGAUCAGAACCAGAAGGGAAACUUCACCAACCCCAUCUGGACGGCUCUGUUCGACUACGAGGCUUCUGGAAAAGACGAGCUGACGCUUCGUAAAGGCGACCUGGUGGAGGUCCUGUCUCUGGAUUCGGAGAUAUCCGGUGACGAAGGAUGGUGGGCGGGAAAGGUCAACAACAAAGUGGGAAUCUUCCCCUCCAACUACGUCUCCUUCAAACCCAGCGGUUACAACAAGCUGCCGGGCGCCGACGUGGUCCGGGACCUGAGCACGGCCGUGGUGAGCGGCGAGUUGGAGCCCAGAGCGGUGGAUUUCAGCGAGCUGAGCUUGGAAGAGGUGAUCGGGGUGGGGGGCUUCGGCAAGGUUUACCGGGGCACGUGGAAGGGGGAGCUGGUGGCCGUCAAAGCGGCCCGUCAGGACCCGGACGAGGACAUCAGCGUCACGGCCCAGAACGUGCAGAACGAAGGAAGGCUCUUCGCCAUGCUCAAGCACCCCAACAUCAUCAUGCUCAAAGGGGUUUGCCUGCAGGAACCUAACCUGUGUCUGAUCAUGGAGUACGCGUCGGGCGGGCCGCUGAGUCGAGCCCUGGCCGGCCGCCGGAUCCCUCCGCACGUCUUGGUGAACUGGGCGGUCCAGAUUGCCCGAGGAAUGCUGUAUCUUCACAACGAGGCCAUCGUACCCGUCAUCCACCGUGAUCUCAAAUCAAACAACAUCCUGCUGGCUGAACCCAUAGAGAUUGAUGGCAUUGAGGGAAAAACUCUGAAGAUCACAGAUUUCGGCCUGGCGAGAGAGUGGCACAAAACAACUAAGAUGAGCACAGCGGGCACUUACGCCUGGAUGGCACCUGAGGUCAUUAAAUCCUCCACUUUCUCUAAAGGCAGUGAUGUAUGGAGUUAUGGUGUGUUGUUAUGGGAGCUGCUGACAGGCGAAUCUCCGUACAGAGGUAUCGACGGUCUGGCUGUGGCUUAUGGAGUCGCUGUAAAUAAACUCACGCUUCCCAUUCCUUCCACGUGUCCUGAACCCUUCGCUCAGCUCAUGUCUGAGUGUUGGGAUCAAGAUCCUCACCGAAGGCCCAGUUUCAGCUCAAUACUGGAGCAGUUGAACGCUCUGGAGCAGCAGGUGAUGGAUGAGAUGCCUCAGGAUUCAUUUCAUUCUCUACAGGAGGAUUGGAAACUAGAGAUUCAGGACAUGUUUGAUGAGCUGCGCGCUAAAGAGAAGGAGCUGCGGUGUCGUGAGGAGGAGCUGAAGCGAGCCGCUCUGGAGCAGAAGUCUCAUGAAGAGUUUCUCCGUCAGCGCGAGCAGCAGUUGGCUCAAUGGGAGCAGGACGUCUUCGAGCGAGAACUUUCACUUCUCAUCCUGAAUGUCAACCAGAACCACAAACCCAACGUCAAGAAACGCAAAGGAACUUUCAAGAAACACAAGCUCAAGGUGAAGAAUGGAGAGAAGAUCAGCAUGCCACAAGAUUUUAUUCAUAAGAUUACAGUCCAGGCAUCUCCAUGUUUGGAGAAAAGAAGGAAUUCUCCAGAUUUGGGAUCACCAUCCAUCGGGCCGCGUUUCCGUGCAAUACAAUUAAGCCCCAGUGACAGUCGAUGGAGUUCGGUUUGGCCUUUGGAGUCUCUUCCUCUUAAGCAGUCUAAUGGUGAGAGGAGAUUUGCUGCUCCCCAUCUGAGUCCUAAAAGCCCUAAAAGUCCAAAGAUUCUUCGACUCAGUACACCAGAAAACAGUCUGUCAAUGAGAGCCAAACUUCUAGACAUGGACUGUAAUGAAAGCCAGGAGUCUAAAGCGGAUUUUGAGGAAUAUAGACCCAUCACACCGGAAUACAACCAUAACGAAGGCUCUGAGAGCGAGGAAGGUGGUUCGUCCCCCUGCGGCUCUCCAAAACCGGAUCAGUCCGGGCCAUCGUCUCUGGGUAAGGCCACACGUCGAGCUCUGCUCGGUAGCGCCGCCCUGCUGGCGUCCGUGGCUCUCGGCCGCUGUCUGGAACCUCAGCUCCCCCCCACGCCACCCCCUCGGGCAUCAUCCAGGACUAACCUACCCACACUGGACCUAGAACCGGAUCGCUCUCCGGAGCGGCCCGCCGAGCCGGACGUAGUGGGAGAUUUGAUCACGUUUAGCACAGACUCCCUGCCGCAAGGAUUCUUGGAAACAUUGAAACCGCCGGAGACGAAACCGUUACCGCUCACCCCCCCGCCCCCAAACCCCAGAGAGAGAGACAGGGUUGCCCGCCGCGUGCCCCAUCGCAGUCUCAGAGACUGGUCGCCGAACGGAGAGACGUUUAGCGAGAUCUCGUGUCAGGACGAUGAAUGCAGAAGAAGAACUUCUCAGCUAGUGCUGGAUCUUCCUUUGUGUCAAGACACGUUCGAGGUUGAAGAAAGAUCUCCAGUACCCUUUGCGCUGUAUCAAGACUCUCAUUUUUGGAGCCCCAAAGCAAACCGUCUGGAGGUAAACAUCGUUCCUCGACCACGACCUUCUCCUAUCCGACCUCGCAUUGACCCGUGGAGUUUUAUAUCCGCCGGUGUGGCGGACAAACCCGGUGUGAAGAAAGCCGUUUCUUCCAGUAGUCCCACGAGCCCUCGACUGGGGUUUCGUCCCUCGCCCACCAACCCGUUCACAAACUGUGACCCGUUCCCUUCCCCAGACUGUGACCCCUUCAAUCUAAAGCUCAACCCUUCCAGAAACUCCGACCACGCCUCCGGUUUUGACCCCUUCUCCACCCCGUUCCCGACCUCACGGUCCGCUCCCUGCUCAACAAACGUGAGUCCUAAUCUCUCUCUCAGGGUGGCUCCGUUGAAUCCGGCCGAUUGUCCGCUCAUCGAUCUGGGCUGGGUCGGGGUCAACAAACCGCUAGAUGUCGCCAAAGAGAGAGUUCAUCCUCGACGGACCCUCGGGCUCAGCCCGUUCAGAUCAUCUACUGAACACAGAGACGAUCGCUUCUGAAUGAGCAAUGGUCAGGAAAUAAGGAUUGUUUCUAACACGCCUCAGUGCAUUCUGGGAUAUAUAUAUUUCCUGGAUAUUCUUUAGUUUUUGUCUUGGAAAGAAAACUAAAUCAUUAUAAAUGAGACGGGGUGGCUCUUGGACAGAUGCUGAUGUGUCAUUCCUACUUUGACUAAUGGUGCCGCCUCUGAAAUAUAUCAAUGUCUUCCAGCUUUCAUCAUUUUCUCAGAGUCUUAAUGGCCUUUAACAGAUCCACAGGCGUCAGGUUAUCAGUGUCAAAUCCAUCACAGUCAUCUAAUGAUUUUCAGUCGUAUGUUGUUGCUCAUCUUUCAUUUGGGAGGAGCCAACAAAGCAGCUUGAAAUGUUGUGUCUGAGAGCAAGGUGUUGUGUAGCAUUCAUUACAUCUGAAUCUCAACAUUUCAGCACAUGAGAGUUUUUAAACGCACGCGUGUUUGCUGACAUGGGUUUUAAUCAGUUGUGUUGACAUUUAGUUUUGAGCGUUUAGCGUUCGGUCUGUGUCAUCUUCAUCUCUGCUAAACCUAGAAAGAACCACUGAGGAACAACAACAUUUAUUAUUGUCUAUCUGAGGAUGAGAAACAAAUGAAAAUGGAUUUGAUUUAAUGCAAAUGUUCACUACUGACAGACGAAAGCUUCUUUAUCUCCCUGCUGAGCGCUGUGCAGACUCUACUGAGAUUUACACUGUUUUACCUUUGGGUGGUUAGCUGGUCAGUUUUACCUUUGGGUGGUUAGCUGGUCAGUUUUACCUUUGGGUGGUUAGCUGGUCAGUUUUACCUUUGGGUGGUUAGCUUAUCUUGGAAGACGUUUUGACUCAACGGUGGCCUUUUUUGCCAUAUGGUUGAUCAACUUCUUCUUUCUCUCUGACACAAGAACAGAGAUGAUGAUGAUGAUGAUGAUGAUGAUGAUGAUUAAAGCUGCUGUGCUCCUCACACACAUACUGUCACAUUAAACACUUCUCAGACCAUCAUUUGAUUUGAUAUUUUCAAAAGAGUAAAGGCCGGUUAACACCAAAGAUGAAAUUUAUAUCCAUUUAAAUGUAAUAUGUGGAGACUUGUGUGCAUGAGCUUAGAAUAAACAAAACUCUAUGAAUAUCCCCACAUGAUAAGGUCAUAGUGUAUUUAUGGGUAUCAUUCUUGGCCUUUAGAGAGUGACAGAUGUUAUUUUUACAAUCAAAAAGAUAUUUUAAUGACAAUAGUUAUUUUAAAAUAAUAUUUUUAUAUUUGUAAAAGAGCCAAUAUAGAGCACCGCAGGGUGACCGAUUUUUGUAGGUCAACCCUGAAGUUAGCGGGACACUGGUUCCCCUCGCCAGAAAACACAUUCAUUUUUCAUAUAGACUUUUGGAUUACUCAAAAAAAAACUCUAACAAAAGUUUAGGAAGAUAAUCUUCACAAAAUUUAUUUUGAAGUCUAGAUUAUUAUUUUUUUAUUUCCAGUCAACACAUUUAGACUUCAAUUGUGUUCAUUUGUGAAGAUGUUGUUAUACAAAAUGUGUAAGACUUCGUUCAGACUGCAAACAUUAAUGCUCAAUUCAGAUUUUUUGCUCAGAUCAGAUUUUUUCUUUGAGUUUUAACACUAUUUGGCUAAAAUCAGACAGCUGUGUGAACUGUUCGUGGUCCUGAACUGCAUCGCAUGCUCAAAAGAACAAUACUACAUCACGCGCAGCACGCGGUUAUACGGAAAUUAACGUGCAGACUACUGAGCGGGUGUUGUGGUCUUCAUACGGAGCUGCACAGACCGGCCAGUCGACGCGUUUUAUCUCCGUUCUGUGAGAGUGAACGAUACGAGACGAGGCAUUCUGCUCCCGGGUCACGUGCAGGUCCAUCAUCUGGACAACGCUUCAGGAAAGUCAAACACACUUAUUUACGUGUUAGGGGCUUUCAUGUAUAAGGCGAUGUGCAACAGAAGCUUAAUAUUUAAUGUCUUGAAUGUUUUUAAGUGGUUUUGCAAACAUGCCGUUGGUGCAUAUUUCCGCAAUUGUGACGCACAUCAAUCUAGAAUGACAUACAAGUCGCAUGAAUUCCGAUUUAACCGUUCAGACUGAAGUCGCAUUGCAAAACAUCCGACCUGUAUUUGAUUUUGAACCACAUAUGAAAGUGGCUGAAAUCAGAAUGGAAAAGAUCAGAUUCCAUUUAUGUUUUGUGCUGUUCACACGGUCAUACAAAGAGACAGAAAUGGUCACAUAUCAGCAGAAAAUCUGAUUUUGAUGACAGUGUGAACGUAGUCUAAGUGUCAUAAAGUGUCAUAGAGCUUAUUAUUUGUAAUAAUCCAAAAGUCUAUGGGAAAUAAUAAUUGGUCUUUCUGGCAAGAUGUCCCGCUAACUUCUGUAUCAGCCGAAAAUACAUCAUCCCUGCGGCACUUUACUUCUCAAGUAGGACUAUCUGAAUAUUAUUAAAUACAGAGAUGAAAUAUCUUUAGUUAUAAUGAAAGUGAAUAAACACAUUUACAUUGAUGUAUUUGGGCAGAUGCUUUAAAGCUAGGUAUCUAUUUUUUAUCAUUCAUCAGCCUAAUAUUAUUGCAAAGAUAAUCUUCAUCAGAAAUGGAUUAAGUGUCCGUUCCUCCUCUUACACAUCAUCAUAAUCAAUCAUAAAACAACACACAAACAUCAUGAAGGAGAAUUGAGGAAAAUGUUUUGGUGCUAAAUGAAACCAGACUUGAUUCAAGAUAAUUCUGCUGAUUUCUUCUGUAAGAAAGUCUCUGUCCUGCUGUCAGGAGAUAACCGAGUACCCAUUUGAGUUUAUUACUACUGAAUGUGUUGUUUUAACCCUUUCCUAAGCUAAAGACGAUUGCUCAUUAAUCCACACCAGGUCUGUGAUAGUUUGAUUCAGUUUCCUCCAUCAUAAUGAGUUUAAUGGUGUUAGACGCUUCAGUUUCAUCUCUGUUUGUUACCUCUGACAUCAUCUGAUCAAAAUAUGACUAAAGGUUUGUCUUCUUAUCAUCUGCUCACACGAAGACAUCAUUGGCUGUAAAACUUUAGCCAUUUCUGUAUGGUCAGCGGUUGUUACAAAUGAAAUUGAAAUGAGAAAGUCUUCAAAGCUAUUGCUAUUUAUUCAUGCAUUUUACACACUGGAUUCAAGAGAUUUGAAAAGGGUCAGAGAUAUACUUCACAUUAAAAUACUUUAUUAUAUUUUCAGAAUGAUUUUUCACUGGCGUCUGUUGUUAAGAGUUUAAAGGUGCUGCAAAGGGAAGAAUAUGAGUGAAAUGUGUGAUGAAAUACAGAGACUGAGCAGAAUGAGAUUGAUCUGUGUAUCUGGAUUUAAGAAAGAGAAAUUUCCUUUAGCGUUGAUGCUUGACUUUCUUUCAGUUCUCCAUCUUUUGAGAUUUCUUUUCAUGAACAGAACAAAAACACUUCAUACGUCUCAGACAGACAGACAGACAGACAGACAUUCACUACCUGCCAAACUCACUCAUCUUUGUGUUGUGCUUCAUUAUUUUAAACUUAUAUUCAGUACUCGUGAAGCCUUUAUAACAGCUGUGUUGUGUUCUUUAACUCUUUGAUUAAGUAAUCCGGUUGUUGUUGUUUUUUUAUCUGCUUUGUGUUAUUGUCUUUAUUUUUAUCUCAGUGGGCUGGGCCUAAUCACUUUUCAUACUUUUGUGUUUUACAGUGUGUGUAAUGAUUGUGUAAAUGUGUUUAUUUUUUUCUUAAUUGUAAUGGGUUUUAACCUGUGAACCUUUGGAAAGUGAAUAAAAGAGCGAGACCAAAUCAAA